Messenger RNA from Ctenocephalides felis (cat flea), 3588 nucleotides. RefSeq lists its product as uncharacterized. Bases 181 to 3474 code for a protein of 1097 amino acids. The transcript has 8 exons. The record is from RefSeq and is a predicted model, not a curated record. NCBI's taxonomy places the organism in Eukaryota, Metazoa, Arthropoda, Insecta, Siphonaptera, Pulicidae.
CAUGAUAUUUUGCUUAAGAAGUCACAAUCGGAUUUGGAAGAUAAAUUAAAUUUGCACAAGCAGAAUGAAAUUUUAUCUGAACGUCUUGAUAACACUUUGUUGGAACUAAAAUCCGUUCACCAGGCGUACGAAAGUAAAGUCCAGAAACAUGAAGAUUUUUUGAAAACUUCGCAGGAAGAAAUGCGCAAACUUCAAAACGAGAUUAAGAAUUUGGUCGCGAAGUAUAAUAAACUGCAAAAGGAUAGCGAUGACAACAUUUUGGAAUUGACUAACAAGAUAUUUGAUUUGGAAGACGUCAUCGACAACGAUAAAGUUAAAAAAGCCCAGGACCAAGAGUUACUUCAAAAUACUUGGAAAACUGUUCAAAGUAUUAAUGAUACCUUGAAACAAGUUGCGCAACAAGAUGUUGAAGUUGAAGUUUUGUUUAAAUCCAAAACUUUUGUUGAUACUGAUGACUCCACAAAUGCUUUGGCGCUGAAAGACUUGUCGGAGGAGCUAGAACGUACCAAAACCAAUAUCGAACACUUUAUGAGCACUUACAAACUUUUACUGACGGUCUCCAAAGAAAAACAUGAUUUGGAAAUCAAGUACGAAACGUUGAAGACACAAUCAGAUACAAUUUUAGCACAUAACAAGUGUUACAACAAAUUCAUCAACAAUGCAAGGAGCGACGACGAUUUACGUGUGUUGGUGGAUGCAAAUUUGGCUAAAAUUGAUUCACCACAAGUUGACUUGGCGCAAAAAGUAGUCGACUUGAAAACUAAGUUUGAUCAUUUGCUUGGUUUGUCCAAGCGUUUAAUGAAGUCUCCAAAGUUAGACCUGGAUGACAAAUUGUCUAAUUUAAAUUCCACCCUGGUUGACGAGUAUGUGCAACUUGUUUUGCACACAAGUGCGCCGAGUGUUGUACUUCCUGGCGUUGAACAAAUGUUAAAAGAUAUGCAGGAUAUAGAAGACCAGUACGCAGGCCUCGAUGUUUCGUCUGAUAUGCCGAGUUCCCAGGACAACACAGAUUACUCCAACGACUUGAUCGAGGUUGCAACAAGUCCUGAGUUAGAUGCAACACCAACAAACGUCCACUUGAAACAUUUUUCCACUCCGCGGCUAAAAUUGUCGUACAAGUCUUUAACCGAAGUGCACCAGGCCGUGUGCAAAGAAUUGAACGACUUGAAAAUUAAAUACCAAGCAGUUCAAGACAAGUACAACGAGAUAUCAUCCAAAUACAACGUUGAUGUUGUGCUCGAGGAGAACACAAAACUCCAAAAACAAAUCGCCGGUCUGUUCCAGCAACUCGAGGACCAGACUCAGCAUCUGUUACAAGCUCGCGCUGACAACGAAAAACUGCAAAAAGACUACGAUUUGCUGGAGAAUAAAUACAGUAUGGCCAAGUUGAAGUAUAUCGAGUUCGAUGACAAGAAAAGUAAGAUGAUUAAGCAAUUGAAGGUGGAGCUCGAUUCCAAAACUGAGGAUGUUGAUGCCCAAGUCGAGGCCAAAGUUAAGGAGACUAGGGUGGAGUACGAGGCGAAAUUGUUGAAGAUGAAGAAUCAAAUGAAAGAACUCUACAACAAAGAGGUUGCUAAAUUAGAAUCGAAGAUGCAGGAGGAGAGAUCGGGUUUGGAACAGGUUCUCGACAACUAUAAGAGCAAGAUUGAAGACUACAAAGAUCACAUCGAGCAACUCAGCAAGCAGCUUUAUGAAAUGGGUGAAAAGUUUGUCGAAGAACAAGACAAGAACAGUUUGCUGCAAAAUGAAAUCUCGAUUUUGAGACAGGAGCUGCGCCAGCUCAAGAGCAAAGAAUUUGAGGCAUUUUUGUCCUCUCAUAACAAUCAAUUGGCUAGCGAUGAACUGAGCGAGAUGGCAAAGAGGUCAACAUUUCCAAGAGUUGCUCAGAAGUCAACGUCAAAGGUAGUGAAACCAGAAGGUGGUAAUCAUGUCAUCGAAGAAAUAACAACCACCACGACACGUACUGUUAAGCCUGUAUCGAGUGUUGGUUCGAAUAUCUUUAUGGAAGACGAAGAUGAGGUCUUCAAUAACACCUACUUGAUGGACCUGAAGGCGGGCCGUUGCGAAGUACCCGGUACCAGCACGACAUUCAAGAGUUGCGAAAAUUUGGCCAACAAUAAGGACGAGUCGAAUUUCAAAAGGCUGUCGGAGCUGAGAUGGAGGAAUUCUAUGUGCCCCCCACACCUGAGGAGCUCCUACGCCACCGAGACCGGCCUGGAAGAGUUCAGGGAGAAUGAGGUUAAGUCUGUGGACACGAGUGCAACUCACCUCCUGCCAUCAGACAACGUAACAACCGGCAGACGAUCGACAUUAUCCUCAUCUGGCCUGAAAUGGAACAAGGAUCGCGGCCAGGGCACCAGCUAUCGAAAACCAGGUCCUCCGACACCCAGCAAACACGCCGGAAGGAACAGCAUCGGUGGCAGAAAUAGUCUUCAUAGUUCCGAUCUUCCCAGGGACAUUUUGAAGGAGAAGAAUGACAAUAAAUCCACCAACACCGGUGCUGUUAAGAAAGCGAAAGCCAGCACUCCGAACAGAAUAAAGGCCAUGUUUGGGGGAUCCAAAACGCAACAGAAUAACGAGUUCCGUCGCAAGUCUCGUCGUCGCAUCAGUUUGAAUAUCAGUAGGAAAUUGAAAACAUCAUUUCGUUGUUUACGUAACAACUCGAUCGCUUCGGAAAUCUCCUCGGACUCAUCCGGCAUCGAAAAACACCAGCAAAGGAAGCGUAUUGCGUCCGCGCCCAAACCUGGCGCGAUUGCAUCUUGGAGGGAGCCGAAGAAGUCGAUUAUCGACUCGUUUUCGUCGAGUACCACCGAUGAUGAUGAUGAUGAUGAUGAUGUUUCUGUCGCAUCGAACAACGUCUCACAUGGUGUGGACGACUUUGGAGUUUUCACUGAAGAUUUAAAAUACUACGUGGAUUUAUUAAAAGAAGGAUUCGAGACAAAGUUGAGUUUGAGGAGAAGAAAUCGCAUUGGUGCACAGUCGACGCCGAAAAAGUUGGACAGGAAAACUUUGCUGGAUGAUCAGAAACCUACAGCAUCUUGCAGUGUGAAAGUUGACUCUCCAACAGAAGUUUUGCGUAUCCAGACAGACGAUCGCCAAAACCUCGUCACUAGCAACUUUAUCCUGACCCCUAUCAUCGAGCAACAAACACCAGCGGAUGCCCAAACUCCGCAAAAUCUCGUUCGCCAAGUUUUGAGCAUCAGGUCGUCGACUCCUAGAAUUUCCCAAUCUUUUACCAGUCCCAAUCCCAAUCAUGUGGUGAUCGAUCUGCCUUCGAUUAGAAGAUCGAGGUUGUCAUUGCCGAGUAGUGCUGGUCACAGGACGGUCAUUACAUACAGCGAACAGGAGCAGAUAGUACUUAGUGGACGAAAUCGAUUAUUUGAGGAGAAUAUGGUGACGAUGAUGUUGGUUGCUGUUAUUUUAGUGGUGUUUGCUUCGGUUCUGGUUUACUACAAAUAUCAAACGAAGGAUUGAGAUAAGCAAAAGGAAUGGCACCAUAUGGCUUACACCAAGUUUUCUGUGAAAUGUGAUAUGAAAGAAAUUAAGAGUUUGCUUUGUGUUUUUAUAAUGUGAUGAUUAAUUUGGUAA